Messenger RNA from Mesoplodon densirostris (Blainville's beaked whale), 588 nucleotides. Its product is annotated as proline-rich protein 2-like. The record is from RefSeq and is a predicted model, not a curated record. Lineage: Eukaryota; Metazoa; Chordata; Mammalia; Artiodactyla; Ziphiidae. Bases 1 to 588 code for a protein of 195 amino acids. The transcript has 2 exons.
AUGGGGAGCCCUGGGGGAGGAGGGCGGGGUCAGGAGCCUCGCGCGGCCGCCCCCCCUCCCCCUCCCCGGAGCUGGAUCCCCCGCCCGCUCGAGCGCCCAUCGAGGCCCCGCCGCGCCCGGGAUGCCCCGGGGCCCGGCCCGCCGCUCCCCGCCCCGCCCUGCGGUACCUCGGGGCUCCGGAGCGUGCGGGGCUCGGGCCGACCGCCGCGCCCCAUCUCCUUCCCGCGCUCGCCCCAGGGCCUGUCGCUGCGCAGGGCCGGACGGCCUGGGGGCGCCCGCGGCGGCAGCGAGCCUGGCGGGCUGGGCGGACGCAGGCGCCGGAGCCCGCAGCCCGCGGCUCCACCUCCUCUCGCUCGGCUCCGCAGCUCCGCCGCCGCCGCCGCCGGGCCGCACAAUGGGAGCGGGCGGGCGGUGACUCACCCCGCCCCGGCCGGCCCGGCCACCACGCGCGAGCCCCCGCAGGACCCCACCUGCUCCCCAACCCCUUCUCCGGCGCCCCACGCGUUACCGAGGGCGGCCUCCUCUCCCCGCAAGAGCCGUGAAGGCUACCCCUCCGCAGACGCCAGCCCCUCCAACCUUGGGAACUGA